Molecule: messenger RNA, 1141 nt
Organism: Cavia porcellus (domestic guinea pig)
Lineage: Eukaryota; Metazoa; Chordata; Mammalia; Rodentia; Caviidae
Gene: Cby1
Product: chibby 1, beta catenin antagonist
Exons: 5
Coding region: 187-570 (127 amino acids)
Source: RefSeq, a predicted model, not a curated record
CGCGCCGCCCCCCCCAUCCCUAAUAGUAGAGUCCAGGGCGGGCCCGCGCAUGCGCGCGGCCAGUAAGUAUAUGAUCCGGGUUGCUAGGGAUCCGGACCGGUCCUUGCUGGCGUCUAGGGGUUGACUUUGGUCCGAGCUUCUAGGACGCGACGGGCUAGGAGCUCGGCCUUGCCCCCAGCAGGCGAGAUGCCUCUCUUUGGGAAUAUCUUCAGUCCGAAGAAGACGCCUCCUCGGAAGUCGGCCUCCCUGUCCAACCUGCAGACUUUGGAUCGUUCAAUCCGGGAUGUGGAGCUGGGUCUCAACUAUGGAACCCCCACGAUGAACUUGGCGGGGCAGAGCCUGAAGUUUGAAAAGGGCCAGUGGAUAGCAGAGGCUGGGAUCAGUGGGGGCGUGGAGCAGAGAGAGAUGCAGCGCCUCCGCAGGCGGAACCAGCAGCUGGAGGAAGAGAACAAUCUCUUGCGGCUGAAAGUGGACAUCCUGCUAGACAUGCUCUCCGAGACCACUGCCGAAUGCCACUUAAUGGAGAAGGAAUUGGAUGAACUGAAAAGCAUCAGCCGGAGGAGGAAAUAAGAGCUCCGAUGCGGGUUAGGAGCAGGGAGACUGCAUCCGUCGGGGGCCUGGGUGAGGCCUUGCUUUUAGCAAAACUAGUGGAUUUGGUCCCCAGGACAAGUGACAACAGGCACUGCCAUCCUUUGUUGCCAGAAGGAAGGUGGCACAGGAUGGAGGAAGCCAGGGCAGGACAGUGGUUGGGAUGCCAACCUGCAAGCAGAUCCCAAGAGGUCUGGGGGAGGGGCUAACCUUUAGGUGCAAAUGCCCAUGUCCCCACCCACCUAUAGGGGCCAGAGCUGGACUCCAUGACUCAUCGUCUCCCUGCUUAUGCUGGAUUUGGGGGAUGGCAGUAGCUCCACAGAGCCCACAUUUAGGGGUCUGGAAUAAGUGACUGACUCUCUUGGGUCUCUGCGCCCUCCUCCCCACCAGGCCGCCUGUCCCGGCCUGUGAAGAAUGCUCCACUCCAGAUCCACAGCUGCUCUGGCUUCGGCUUCCCAGCAACAAGCGCCAGCCUUUCUUCCACAGCAACACUAUUUUUGUGCUACUUUCCUGUUUAUACUCUUUCCUUUGUAUUAAAUGAUAUUGAACGAUC